Messenger RNA from Pedinophyceae sp. YPF-701, 2793 nucleotides. NCBI's taxonomy places the organism in Eukaryota, Viridiplantae, Chlorophyta, Pedinophyceae. The record is from the annotation of a GenBank genome assembly.
AUGAACGCGAUACGUCGGCAGCAGGGGCCCGCCCCGCGCGUCGGUGUGAUCACCCACGCGGCCGCGGCGGGGGGCAAGGGAGGGGGCAAGGGCGGCGGCAAGCGCAUCAGUCAACAAGAGUUCACGGAAAAGGCCUGGGAGGCGGUCAUCCAGGCGCCGGAGGUCGCCAAGUCGCACAGCCACCAGCUCGUCGAGACGGAGCACCUCCUCAAGACGCUGCUGGAGCAGCCCAACGGGCUGGCGCGGAGAAUCGUGAGCAAGGCGGGGGGGAACCCGUCGGACAUCCUCGACAAAAUCGACGCGCACCUCCACUCGCAGCCCAAGGUCUCCGGGAACGUCGAGCAGAUCCUCGGGCGGAACCUCGAGGCGGCGGUCGUCAAGGCGCAGGAGCUGCGCGACGACUUCGGCGACGAGUACGUCUCGGUGGAGCAUCUGGUCCUGGGGUUGGCGACGGACCCGCGCUACUGCGAGAAGGCGUUCAAGCAGGCGGGUCUGACGAAGGCGAAGCUCGAGGAGGCCGUGAAGCAGGUCCGCGGGGGCCAGUCCGUGGACUCGCAGGACCCCGAGGGCAAGUAUGAGGCGCUGAGCAAGUACGCACGGGAUCUGACGAAGGAGGCGCGCGAGGGCAAGCUGGACCCGGUGAUCGGGCGCGACGACCAGAUCCGGCGGUGCAUUCAGAUCCUCUCGCGGCGCACGAAGAACAACCCCGUGCUGAUCGGGGAGCCCGGCGUGGGCAAGACGGCGGUGGCGGAGGCGCUGGCGCAGCGCAUCGUCGCGGGGGACGUGCCGGCCGCGCUGCAGGGGCGCACGCUGAUGAGCCUGGACAUGGGCUCGCUGAUCGCGGGCGCGAAGUACCGCGGCGAGUUCGAGGACCGCCUGAAGGCGGUGAUCAAGGAGGUGACGGAGAGCAACGGGCGCAUCAUUCUGUUCAUCGACGAGAUCCACACCGUCGUCGGCGCCGGCGCGACGAACGGCGCGAUGGACGCGGGGAACCUCCUCAAGCCCAUGCUCUCGCGCGGGCAGCUCCGCACGAUCGGCGCGACCACGCUGGACGAGUUCCGCAAGCACAUCGAGAAGGACCCUGCGCUGGAGCGGCGGUUCCAGCAGGUGUACGUGGGCGAGCCGAGCGAGGCGGACACGGUCUCGAUCCUGCGCGGCCUGAAGGAGCGGUACGAGCUGCACCACGGCGUGCGCAUCUCGGACAACGCGCUGGUGGAGGCGGCGAUGCUGUCGUCGCGGUACCUCGCGGACCGGUUCCUGCCGGACAAGGCGAUCGACUUGAUCGACGAGGCGGCCGCGAAGCUGAAGAUGGAGAUCACGAGCAAGCCGGUGGUGCUCGACGAGCUGGACCGGCGCAUUCUGCAGCUGGAGAUGGAGCGGCUCAGCUUGGAGAAGGCGGCGCGCGGGGGCGACCGGGCGGCGCAGGGGCGGCUGCGCGCGCUCGACGGCGAGCUCGGGGGGCUGAAGCGGGAGCAGCAGGAGCUCAAUUCGCGGUGGGUGAAGGAGAAGGAGGAGAUGGACAGCGUGCAGCGGAUCAAGGCGGAAAUCGACCGCGUGAACGUGGAGGUGCAGGCGGCGGAGCGCGAGUACGACUUGAGCCGGGCGGCGGAGCUCAAGUACGGGACGCUCAACUCGCUGCAGAAGCAGCUGAAGGAGGUGCAGGCCAAGCUGGAGGCGGCGCACAAGGGCCCGAACGCGAGCAUGCGGCUGCUGCGCGAGGAGGUGACGGAGGAGGACGUGGCGUCGGUGAUCGCGCGCUGGACGGGGAUCCCCGUGGACCGGCUGCAGCAGUCGGAGCAGGAGAAGCUGUUGCAGUUGGCCGACCACCUGCACAAGCGGGUCGUGGGGCAGGACGAGGCGGUGGAGGCCGUGGCGGACGCGAUCCAGCGGUCGCGCGCGGGCCUGGCGGACCCGAACCGCCCGAUCGCGAGUCUGAUGUUCUUGGGUCCGACUGGCGUGGGGAAGACGGAGCUGGCAAAGAGUCUGGCGGACUUCAUGUUCAACAGCGAGGACGCGAUGGUGCGGAUCGACAUGAGCGAGUACAUGGAGAAGCACAGCGUCGCGCGGCUGAUCGGGGCGCCGCCGGGGUACGUCGGGUUCGAGGAGGGCGGGCAGUUGACGGAGGCGGUGCGCAGACGGCCGUACGCGGUCAUCUUGUUCGACGAGGUGGAGAAGGCGCACGCGGACGUGUUCAACGUGCUGCUCCAGGUCCUGGACGACGGCGUGGUGACGGACAGCCAGGGGCGACACGUGUCGUUCAAGAACGCGGUCAUCAUCAUGACGUCGAACCUCGGGAGCCAGUACAUCCUCGAGGCCGCCGCGACGGGCCACAUCGGCGAGGAGGCCAAGGAGGGCGUCCUGGGCGCCGUGCGCAACCACUUCCGGCCAGAGUUCGUCAACCGCAUCGACGAGCUGAUCGUCUUCGAGCCGCUCAUGCAGUCCCAGAUCAACACGAUCGUCGAGAUGCAGGCCGUGCGCGUCAACAAGCGCCUCAGGGAGAAGAAGAUGGCGCUGAAGCUGGAGCCUGACGCAGUCGAGUACCUGGGCGCCAAGGGCUUCGACCCCGUCUUCGGCGCGCGGCCAGUCAAGCGCGUCGUGCAAAAGGAGCUCGAAACCGCGCUGGCCAAGGCGCUGCUGCGGAACGAGUUCGCCGAGGACGACACGAUCGUGGUGUCCGCCCCGGGCGGCCGCGAGGCGACGCGGCUGGAGCUGGACCGCAUCCCCAACUCGGCGGGGUUCGCGGUCACGUCCUCGAAGGAGGAGGCCGAGCUGGUCGGGUCGCGCAACGAGUAG